AUGGAGAUGAUGGAAGGGGGAGAACUGUUUCACAGAAUCAGCCAACAUCGGCACUUUACUGAGAAGCAAGCAAGCCAAGUAACAAAGCAGGCAAGUUCUUAACUUAACCCCACCCACCCCCGACACCCACCCCGCCCUUGUCUAAGCGAAAAGCAUGGGAGGAAACAGCCCAUAAAAUAACUGACAAUUUUACCGGGAGGGCAAGCGGCAAGCUUUUUAAGAAAACAACCCUCUGAUCUAAUCAGAAGAUUGCCUGCUUUGUUAUGAUCUCCUGGACAGCCUUUCUCUUUUUUGAGUUAAAACUGGAGGAACACUUCAUCCUUUGCACUCCCAAAGUUUUUUGGGGUUUUUUUAGGGUGUAUGAGGACAAGAAUUAUUUUCCCUUAACAGAGCCCAUCCAAACCUGCCUCUGCAGGUCCCUGUUCUGAAGAGGAGGUCUGCCCAGCACCAGUUUCUCAUGUAAAGACUGAGUGGGCUACCUCCUUUGGGUGGAUGGGAGGUGAUUUUGCAGUGUCAAGUUGGGCAUAUCACCUGCUUCCAGCAAAGGCUGAUGGGACGGCAGCAAGGCCUGAACAAUGACUUGUCCAAGGAUGGAGGAAGCAGCUUAUUUUGCUGGCAGAUGCUUUGAGCUCCAAGAAACAUUGAAUUUAUUCUCUUGCAGCACGCAAUUUUGGGGAUUUCUAGUCUAUGCAGAUAAAGAAAUAAAGAAUUUUCUUCUUAAAUAAAGAAGAAAAAUCACAGGGAUAGGGUUAGAUAUUAAUGAAAUUCUUAUCCGUGGGCACCUUUACUCAGGGUAAACUUAACAUAGCUAUGAAUUCCCUGCUAUCAUAGCCGCUACAAAGCCUUUGAAGAAAGAGUGACGAAGUGUGUCAUCAGCACAGGGUCCCCUAAUUCAAGGCAGAAGCAUGGUCUUGGGUCAGUUGAGACUCUUCCAGUUCUUCACACUCUGGAGAUCCAUGUAGGCCCUACCCUAGUGAGCAGGCCAGUGUGCAGUUUGUGAGAGCAAGUCUUGAAACUCAAACCCCUGGACCUUUGUGAGAUGUGGGCAGUCUCUGAGCAGUGGAAUAACUAGCUGUUUUUGGGUCCUAUGAAGUAUCCAAAGAGAGACAGCCCUUUCUUAGUACAGUCGUACCUUGGAAGUCGAACAGAAUCUGUUCUGGAAGUUCAUUCGACUUCCAAAACAUUCAGAAACCAAAGCGCAGCCUCUGAUUCACUGCAGGAACCUCCUGCAGCCAAUCGGAAGCCCCAUUGGAUGUUCAGCUUCCAAAAGUAGGUCGCAAACCGGAACAGUCAAUUCCGGGUUUGCAGUGUUCAAGAGCCAAAACGUUCGAGAACUAAGCUGUUCGAAAACCAAGGUAUGACUGUAGUCUGGUCCUCAAGGAAUAGCAGGCUGAGAAAUACUGUAGCACAAAGCUGAAUAAGUCAGUUUCCCUUCUGGGAACGAACAUGUAUUUUUUGUAUUCAUGUUUGACGUGGUUGCUUGUUCCUAUCUCUUGUCAUGAUUUGUGUUGCUGGUCUUUUUUAAGGAAUAUGGUGUAUGCCUUGGUGACAGGGUGACCUGAGUGUUCUGGCCCAGCACCUCUCCUCUCUACUUUUUUGGGGGUGUGGUGGGGGAGGUCUCUGGGUGCCUUGUCUCUUGUUCUAAUGAAAUGUUGCCCGUGAAUCCACGUUUUGUUCUUUCUGUGUGUUUUCUGCUACGACUUUUUCAUCGCAAUGUAAUUGCAAUGCUUUGUUCUGAUCUAACGCAAGUUAAUUUCUUCAGGGAGAGUUCUUCCCAGAAAAGUAACUUGUUGGAGAAACAUUAAAUUCUAAGAUUUGCAAAAAAAAAUAUUGUUUUUUGUUUAAAAUAAUCCUGCUUGAGCAGAGUGCUGUUCAUUGUGGAUCUGGGUAAAAGGCAUCAUUAAAUUCGCCUCCACCUUGCAUGUGAUGUAGACUCACUAAAGAGUCUUGCUGGUAGAUGGCCCAAGGGGAUGGUUGUGAAUGCUAUAACAUUUAUAUUUCCAUCUAGUUCUAUCCAUUUUGACAGGCUGACAACUACUUUUAAAAUACUGUUUCGAAAUGAUGUUUUCUUUUCAGAAACACAAGGUUAAAUAUAUGUAGUUAGAAUAUUAAUCCAGCUGGAUUUAAGCAUUUGGGCAAAAGAUUUCUGCAAUGCAGGCGGUUGGACUAGAUGACUUGUGGUUCCUUCUAACUCUAUGAUCCUAUGAUUUCCUAUGUGUACGUCCUGUUAAUUUAGUGGGAGAUAACUUUAAUCAUGGGGACACAGGUGGUGCUGUAGUGUAAACUACUGAGCCGUGGGCUUGCCGAUCAGAAGGUCGGCGGUUCGAAUCCCCGCGACGGGGUGAACUCCUGUUGUUUGGACCCAGCUCCUGCCCACCUAGCAGUUCGAAAGCACAUCAAAGUGCAAGUAGAUAAAUAGGUACUGCUCCGGCGGGAAGGUAAACGGCAUUUCCAUGUGCUGUUCUGGUUUCCCCAGAAGCGGCUUAGUCAUGCUUGCCACAUGACCCGGAAAAACUGUCUGCGGACAGCUCCCUCGGCCAAUAAAGCGAGAUGAGCGCCGCAACCCCAGAGUCGUUCACGACUGGACUUAACUUUCAGGGGUCCUUUACCUUUACCUUUUUUAACUUUAAUCAUAUAUCCAGUUAGAAUCUGUGGAAGUUAAAAAUACUUGACUUUGUCUGAAUUGUUCCUUGCCUAUCCUGAGGGUGUGGGGUGUUAGCUCAAGAGUCCCUGGUUUUAUCCAAGGUUGGUUGUGAGUGGACAGAGAAGUAUAAAUGAUGGUUUUUGUGUCAACUUUUAAAAUUUCUAGUAAUUCCCAUUCCAGAGCCCAUAUAUACAGCUUUUUCAAGUCCCACUCCAUGCUUUUACCAUUGGCAGCCUCAAUUUUCAAAAAAGAAUGCUGUGAAGAAUUAGUGUGCCCAGUGGCACUGUUAUAUUAAUGAAAAUAUUUACAUAAUUUUCUCUUUCUUGGAGCUAAUUGGGCAUUUUAGCCUGACAUAUUCUGCGAAACAAAUUGGCCACCUUUUGGUUUUUAUUCUUUUUCAUUUCAAAAUAUGCCCUUAACAAAAUUAAAACUGUUAGCACUGAACGUAGGUGGAAUGAUCUUUGCUUUCAACUUGCACCUUUUAAAUGGUGCCCUUAAUCUUGCUCUGGUUCUAAGCGGCCUGCCAUUCAAGGACAGUCAUUGUGUUUCGUAGUAGACUUGUGGUUUGCUGUGGUUGCUGCGUGGUCAACAGUGGCUGGAGCUGCUGAUUGGCCCCAUAGCAAGUUGCAAACAAGGCAGUAAAUCUUCUGUCACCUGCCUUCAUCGUUUAAAUCUUGCACGUAAACAUCAGGGUUGAGCAGAACCUAAUCACUUAAUUACUUCAGAGAUUCAGUUGGUCUGUUAACAGCAAAUGAAGGGCCACUGUUGAGAUACAAUUGUGCUAUUGAAAAUGUUUUUUAAUAAGUCGGAUUAACACUUUAGUUUUGGAAACUGAAAGCAAUUAGCAACAAGCUGGGAUGGGUGUGUGUGUCUUUCUUUUCACGUUUCCAGUUGACCCUGGGCAAUUUCAAGCACAACUUUUCCAACUAUUGCAAGGUGGGCUUUUGAGGUGUUCCCUCCUCUCCCCCACUGUGGCUCUGCAGGAACGCAAAGAGGUCCCUUCUCAGGUCUUCUGAGAAGAUUAGGAAAUGCUUGCUGCACUUCAUCCAGCUUAAACACCCAGAGAGGUGAAAGCAGGAGUUGAAAACAUUCCCCAAGGGCCCAGGCAGCAUUUGCAUACCCUGCUUGCACCCUCCCUGACGGAACUCACUUGCCUCAAACCAUGAGAAUCUGUGUUGUAAAAACAGAAGGAACCUUUUGCCGUGUAGACGCUGCUUGCCUCAAGCUGGGAUGGAUGGCUUGAUUGAUAGAAGCAGCCUGCCAAGGCAGAAACAGCUGUUUGCUGGGUGUGUGCCUCUCCCCACCCCAGCCCCGGGAGUAAACGGCCCUCUUUGCCGUUUGCUCAGCAGUUUGUUUUGCCAGAUCUCAGACAACCCUUUUGAAGAAAUGCUCCACCUGGCCCUUAGCAGUGUGCUUUCAGGAUCUGUCUUUAUUCCCCACAUGUAUGCAUAGUCUUCCAGUACAUGCAGAUGGGUAGGAUGGGUGGUGGUGAUCUGGUGGAGAUUUGUGAUCUCAGAACCAGACCACAGAGACUGAGCCAGACUCAAAAGUUGUGGUGCUGUGUCUCCAUCCCAGAUCUCCAGCUGCUUUUCCUUUGACCUCCUGAGCCACUCAUUCUAAGGGACACCCUCUGUGGUGCUGCUGAGGGUAUCUACUGUGCUCCUUUUCUUUUUUUAAGUGCAGAUGCCAUCAUGUUACUGUGUUUUGACUCCUUGUGCCCUCUUUCCAGAUAGCUUUGGCUUUGCAACACUGUCAUUCUUUAAACAUUGCGCAUCGAGACCUCAAGCCUGAGAACCUUCUUUUCAAGGAUAAUUCUUUGGUAAGAUGGAGGUUUGCUACUUUGGGUGCUGUUAAAUCAGCUAUGCUGCUGGUUAGUUCAAAUCAGAAUGUGAAAUGGCCACUCUCAUUUUGCCCCAAGCUCACAUUACCUGUUCCUCCAGUCAACAGCAGCCCUUUCUGUCCCUGGGCCCUGUAUGAGUUUCCCCUUUACCCCUCUGUAUCCUUGGCCCUCUUUUCCUAGGCCUCUUGCUGCCUCCCUCCAUUCUAACCAUUUCCCAGCUCCCUAGUUAACGUAUUUUUCGCUCUAUAAGAUGCACCAGACCAUAAGGCGCACCUAGAUUUUGGAGGUGGAAAACAAGAAAAAAAAUAUUCUGAAUCCCAGAAGCCAGAACAGCAAGAGGGAUCUGGCUUCUGGGAUAGCCUCUGGCUGUUCUGGCUUCUGGAAUAGCCGUGUGAAGUCUCUUCAGGGCAGCAGGAUUAAGGCUCCCCCUGCCGGAAGAGGCUGCACACAGCUAAGGCAGAAGCCAGGAGAGGCGCUUCACUGAAGGGGCGCUGCGCAGCUCUCCCUCUCUGUGCAGCGCCAUUCACUCCAUAAGACGCACUCACAUUUCCCCUUACUUUUUAGGAGGAAAAAAGUGUGUCUUAUGGAGCGAAAAAUACGGUAUUCUGUCCUCUCCCUUUCAGCCAGCAAACUCCUUGCCUCUUAGCUUCUUUAUCCUGCCCCCCUUUCUUCCCAUUCAGGAUCACAGCCCUCAGCACCCGUGUGAUCCCUGCCCCUCACCCCCCGUUCUUACAUAAUUUCUCUCGCAGAAGCCGUGCUGUUUUGUCCACCUUCUGUUGCCGAGUGUGAAAUGUGUGCACGAGGGGAAAGGGGUGAAAUUGGGAUUGAACCAGUCUCUCAGGUGUCCCUUGCUGCUUGCCUUUAGGAUGCCCCAGUGAAGCUGUGUGACUUUGGAUUUGCGAAGGUGGACCAGGGUGACCUGAUGACACCGCAGUUCACUCCGUAUUACGUAGCACCUCAGGUAAAGGAUGGAUUCCACCAAGAGUGGUCCAGCUAGACCUCUUCUCUGGACAUGGAUAGAAUUAACCUCUGUUGUCUGUGCUCUGGUAACCUUUAGGUUAUAUUACUGCAAUGCAUUAUACGUGGGGCUGCCCUUGAAGAUGAUUGAAAACUGCUGCUGGCGUAGAAUUUGGCAGCCAGGUUGCUCACUGGGGCAAGGCGGUUUGAGCAUUUAACACUAAUCCUGGCAUGACUGCAUUGGCUAACCGUUAAUUUCCUGGCCCAAUUCAAAGUGCUGCUUUUGAUUUAUAAAGCCUUAUGUGGCUUAGGAUCCUAGUACCACAAGGGCCCCUAUAUGAGCUAACCUGGACCUGUGAUCAUCAUCUGAGACUCUUCUCUGUGUGUCCCCUCCACAGGAGGUCUGCAGGAUAGCGACAUGAGAAAGGGCCUUUUCAGUCAUGGCUCUCUCUUGUGGAAUGCUUGCGCAAGGGAGGCUUACUUUUCGGUACCAGGCAAAAACAUUUCCACCAGGCCUUUGGUUUUUAAUUAUCUGUGGUCUCCAUGAAUGGGUGGGAUGUUUUAAUCCUGCUUUUAAAAAUAAGCCUAUCUUUUAUAUUUUUCCUUUGCUGGUUUUAAUGUUUUUGUUUGCUUAUUCUUAGAAUUUGCUUUGGGCUGCUUUUGUAGAAAAGGUGACUAAUAAGCUAAAUAAAUAAUCAUAAUUGUAACAUAGAUCUUCCCAGUACAGUCAGACCUUGGUUCCUAAAUGCCUCCAUUAUCGUACAUUUCAGCUCCCAAAUGCUGAAAACCCAGAAGUAAAUGCUCCGGUUUUUGAACAUUUUUUGGAUCCCGAACAUCCGCCGUGACUUCCACUUAAGUGCAAGAAGCUCUUGCAACCAAUUGGAAGCCGCGCCUCGGUUGUUGAACGUUUCGGAAGUCAAACGGUCUUCCAGAAUCCGGAUUACGUUCAACAACCGAGGUUUGACUAUACUCUGGCCUGAACUGAAUGUCAUCCCUUCCCAAAUUUCUCUGAUGCUUAUGUGCUGUAAUGGAACAUGAGUAUGCACAGAACAGAGUAAGCACCAUAAGAAUCUUGCAGAGGCAGUCCCUUGGGCCUGGUUGCUGAAAAUGAACCCCCCCCAUCCUAAACCUCCCUAUCUGGGCCACAGGACUCUUCCUAUGCCACACAGCUUCUCCAUUGGCCAUACCCAUCACCAGCCCUGUUAUGCACCCUCUCUGAGUGCUUCUGCCUGGCAGGAACAUGCCCUUGAAUAAUGCCUCUUGCUUGCCUGGACGGAGGCUGAAUCUGUGGGCGGGUGGGUGUCUAGAAACAUCUGACUUUUGCAUGGCUGGUAUGUAGCCUUUGCAUUCUGAAAGGUUGUGCACCCAUGCUCUAGAAGUCCCGUCUGAUAGUUCUCUGUCCAGGCCCAACAAGCCUGAAUGGCACUUGGGCAACAGGGAGUGCUAGUGCACGAGAACUUUCUGGCUGAGAGCGCUGACCAGAGUAGUUGCAAUAUGCAAAACAUUACAUAUGCAGCACAUGUGAGCCUAUUUUGCCGCUCAAGAUGUUCUGUUCCUAGGCCCUCUACAAGACCGGGUGUCAGUGUACAAAUCUUAGGCAUUUGUUUUGAACUUUGGCAACCUGAAUUUUUGAAAAAUAAAAAAUAAAAUCUUGAGUUUUCUAGCUCCUGUGUUGGCAAAAAUCUGAAAAUAUGUUAGUAGUGCUUGUUGAAAUUUUGGAAGGAAGAGGGAGGCCGAACAGUGUUCCGAGGGAAUGGGGUUUUGGUGUGUUAUAUAAUUCCUUUGCCAUUAUGACUAACGCAAGCAAAAUAAAUCAGCAGACAUUUGCAAACUUUUUUUUUUUAACUAUUCAUGGACUUCAGCUUUUAUAUGCCAGGACAAUGACAACUUUAUUUGUUCUGAGAUCUUUGAGAGCAGCAUUGCAAUAACAGUUGACAGCUACUGACGUGAGAAGCUUGCUUUUAAAAAUUCCUUGUGUCAGACGCAUCUAUGAGCCAGUGUAACCAGCUAGCUUUGCUCCCUGCUCCCAAUCCUUGCAGCAGGUGCUAUGGUCUAUGUUUCUUGAUCGCAAAGGUGUGUCAUUGAUGUUUCUCUCUCCUCUUUGCUGUUAAUGUCUAAAGAUUGCCCAUGUUCCCCCUCCAUCCCCCGCAGGUACUAGAGGCACAGAGAAGGCAUCAGAAAGAGAAAUCUGGUAUCAUUCCUACCUCGCCAACGCCCUACACUUACAAUAAGGUAUGCUUCUCAACCCAAGUGUCCUUGGCUGUGUUUCAGGAAUACCCAGCAGCCGUCUUUCCAUUUGCCUGAUUUUUCAUGGGGAAUUUUAUGCCCGGCACAGAAGAUGGUGGCUGGUACGGAAUUCUGCUGUGUUAAGCACCAAUUUUUUGUGGUUUGUUGUUGUUGCUUUAUAAAUCACAUGUUUUCCCCUCUGAGUUAGGGAAAUGACUUAAACGUUGCAGGCAGCAGCUGCAGAAAUCAGUUGAAAUGAUUUUAGAAUGUUGUAUUAUUUUACUGUUGUUAGCCACUCUGAGCCCGACUUCGGCUGGGGAGGGCGGGAUAGAAAUAAAAUUUUAUUAUUAUUACUACUAUAAUUGUGUAUAGGGAAGAGGGAGUGGAAAUGUGUGUCUGCAUGAUUACAUGCCAUUCUUUUGUGACCUCCGGUCAGUUUCCUGGAACUAUGUACACCCUCGGUUAUAUUUCUCCUCCCACCAUCAAGCUCUUCCUAGUGUAUAUUAAAAACACUCUUCUGCCACCUGCUUGCAUUGUAUGAGAGACAUUUGUGCAGAAAAAGAAAGGGGGGGACUGUUGUACUCACUGAUUUGCCUAAUGCAAGACUUGCAUUUGACUUUCCCCAAUGCAGAGUUUGCCUCUUUCUUCAGUGUGGAAUAUUUACACAGCCACAUCUAUUAACAGCAUUAAUCAUAUUUGAAAGUUGCUUUUCUCACUCAAAGCAACUUGUGCUAAAAUGAGUUAAGAACAUCUGGUGCAAGUCUAAAAACACAGCUAUACAGCUAAACAAAUUGGGGCUUACUGAUUGCACCCCACUAAAAGAGACUACACUGCAUCCCUUCAAAUCAAGGGUAAAAGCCUGGGUAAAGAGAAAAGCCUUUGCCUGGUUUCCAAAAAUAGAUAAAGACUGUGCUAAGCAGUACUGGCCGAGGGAGCCGGCGUACAGCUUCCGGGUCAUGUGGCCAGCAUGACUAAGCCGCUUCUGGCGAACCAGAGCAGCACAUGGAAAUGCCAUUUACCUUCCCGCCGGAGUGGUACCUAUUUAUCUACUUGCACUUUGAGGUGGUUUCGAACUGCUAGGUUGGCAGGAGCUGGGACCGAGCAAUGGGAGCUCACCCUGUCACAGGGAUUCGAACCACCAACCUUCUGAUCGGCAAGCUCUAGGCUCUGUGGUUCAGACCACAGCACCACCCGCGUCCCUUGGGGGUCCCCUAUCCCUUCAUCCCAACCCUCUCAAGUCACGCUCCAUACAAAGUUAAGAUUCCUUUUUAUCUUUCUCCCAGAGCUGUGACUUAUGGUCCCUGGGUGUCAUCAUUUACGUGAUGCUGUGCGGCUACCCACCUUUCUACUCUAAGCACCACAGUCGGACAAUUCCCAAGGACAUGCGGAAGAAGAUCAUGACAGGGAGCUUUGAAUUUCCAGAGGAGGAAUGGAGCCAGAUCUCUGAAAUGGCAAAAGACAUGGUGCGCAAGUAAGUCCCAUCACCAGUGGGUUGUGCAAAACUCUCCCAGGUGGGUGAGUCAUGCUGCCUGUAGUGCUUGUUGGGGGGGGGGUCACAGCUAAUACAAGCAGGUGGAGGCUUCCAUUCACAUAGUGGCUACUUCCCAGGCAUAAAUCGGUCUCUGCCACAAGUAUCUUUUACCGUGGGGAAGGUGGGUAUGGCUUGGCCGAAAUGGUCUUGUGGGCCAAAUGGGAAGGUCCUAACGAGGCCCACAGGAGAGGUUUCCUAUCCUUUGCCUGCACAAUCCGAAUGUGCUCUAAAAUAUGCUUGAACACUUUCCUGUGGUGGAUUGUGAGGAACAGUCUCAGUGUCUCGGCCACUUCUAGGGAUUGAUUAUUUAUUUAAAUAGUUAUAUACCGUUGAACCAUGAAAAUAUAUCGCAGCAGUUUACAGCAGUAUGAAAACAAUAAAAUCAUAAAAAGUUAAAAACAAAAGAUGGUUUGCUAUUACCUUCUUAAUGAGAAAACCCACACCCCCCUGCCUGGUGCUUUCCAGGUUUCGUUGGACUACAGCUCCCGUCCCUGACUGUUGGCCGUGCUGGCUGGGGCUGAUAGAAGUUAGAGGCCAAUGCCAUUUAACACACAGGGCACCAGGACGCAAUGGAUGUCGCCUCUCAGUAGGUGUUUGUCUCCUGAAUUGACAACUUGAGCUCACUCCGUGAAGGAGGAUGAAGAUGGUAAUCGGAGAAGAGCUGACGUUGAGCUGGUCAGGGUUUUAUGAAGUCUAAAGGCGCCCUUGGAAAAACGGAACAGGAUAGGAGUGCAUCUUUUAAGGAAACGGGUGGGUUUGUGAUUGAUGUUUAUAACUCCUUAAACUCCUAGGCUGCUGAAGGUGAAGCCGGAGGAAAGGUUGACAAUAGAAGGUGUCCUGGACCAUCCUUGGCUGAACUCCACGGAGGCGCUUGAUAACAUUUUGCCCUCUGCCCAGUUAAUGAUGGACAAGGUUGGUACUAUUUUUGGCUUUCCUAACUAGAUUGUUUUUAAGGAUCAAGGAACAUUGGUCAGCAGAAAAUUAUCCCAGGCCCAUCUACUUACAUAGGUUAGUAUUUGCAGUGGCUAUAUUCUCCCAAGCGUCUUGUGAGCAAGGAUAAAUACUUCUCUUUCUUUUUUAUUAAAUAAAUAUUUUUGCCUUUAUUAACAUUACUAACAACCCAAAAGUGUGGUAGCAGGGUAUUGCAUCAUACCACACACAAAGCAAGCAAGCAGUAAAUAGUAAGAGAAAGAAAUGGGGACGCAUCCAUAUAAUUCAAAGCAUCCACAUUUCCUGAGCUGGCAUGGACAGUGAAGGUUGAGCUUCUAAAUCUGAAGCAAAGGAUAUAAAACCCCACCAGAUGACGUAAAAGUGUUCUGGAUCCCCCUGGUUUACAGGUAGGUUUUUCAUACAUGACGUAACUUGUCCUCAUGAACACUGGAGUGUUUGUCAGCUUGCGCCAUUUGCUGUUGCUGUUGGAGAGACCUGGACCAAGAGGUGUCCCUCCUGGUGCUAUGUCAAGUUGCAGAGCAAAGAUUCAUAAUCCUAGGCGACCCAUGUGUGGUGCUGGGCAGGUUGCAAGAGCAGGAAAUUCCAGAGCUGAAGGACAGCCACUAAGACAGGCUUGCUCAACCUCUGCCCUCCAGAUGUUUUUGGCCUGCAACUCCCAUGAUCCCUAGCUAGCAGGACCAGUGGUCAGGGAUGAUGGGAAUUGUAGUCUCAAAACAUCCGGAGGGCCGAGGUUGAGGAAGCCUGCACUAAGGUCACUUCUUUGAACACCCUUAAAGUCCUGACUAAGCACAGGACUCUCAAGAGGGGAUGUCUUAAAAGCCGAGUUCGAUUUUAGGAGAGGAGGCGAUCCUCUUGUGCCUGCUGCUCCCCCGCCCAAUGGGCUUUGGAUGUCAGAGCCAGGGCAGACAAUGGAAAACUGAUGGCGGUGUGGUUCUAAUAACACAUCCCUGUUCAAAGGCAGGUUGUCACAUUUCCUUGAAGCUUCCAAAAUGUUGUUUGACAGCUGACCAUGCUGUUACGGAGCCCACUUCCAGGAGAUCUGAAAUUGUUCACCCAAGCGUUGUCUGUCUCUGCUGUUGAUGGAAACCUUGCAUGGCAAGUUCAUGCCAAGCGCUUUCUUGUUAGAGGGUUUUGUAAAUCGCUCCCUGUUAUCAAGAGGUAAUCUAAAUACUAGGCUGCUGAGUGAUCAGUCCAACCUUAUUUUGGGGUCUGCAUCCCUUGGGGUGGCUCACAUCUCUCUGUGGCCUUCAGGAAGCAGGUGCUGGACCCAGGCUCUUGCGGUUGGUUUCUGUUAUCACUUCUAUGCAUUAAUUCAUAACCUGACUUGUGACUUCUUUGCCUCCCUCUUCUCUCUUGCCCCCCUUCCCACCCUGAUUGUACCAGGCAAUGGUUGCUGGGAUUCAGCAGGCACACGCAGAGCAGCUGGCCAACAUGAGGAUCCAGGAUCUGAAAGUCAGCCUCAAGCCCCUCCAUUCUGUCAACAACCCUAUCCUGCGCAAGAGGAAGCUGCUGGGGUAACUAUCCCAGAGCAAAGGCUGCAGGAGGGGGCAGUUCAAGGACAGGGGAAGGGAGAGCUGAAAAGAGCUAAAUGCUUAUUAGGGAAGAAUAGUGAGAGAAGCCUUGCAGAGUGGGGAUGGGAAUUCGUGGCAUUCUGGACAUGGUUGAACUCCAGCUGCCAUCAGUCCCAGUCAGCAUGGACAGCAGUCAGGCAUGAGUGGGAACUGCAGCCCAAUACCUGGAUGGUCACAGGCUCCAACCCCCCCCCCAAAAAAAAUCUUCUAAAACAAGAAACUUGUCCUUGGAAGGAGCUGGCCUGUGUGGCCUGUUUGAAACACAGCAGGCACUGAUCUUGGAGGUAUUCCGCUUCCUCCAGAGCAGGGAUGGGGAGCCUGCAGCUCUCCAGAUGUUCCCAGCCACAGUUCCCCCACUGCUAUAGCAGAGGAGCUGGGGACCUGCCCAAAAGCUGACAACGGGGGCUAGGGAAGUCAUGGGCAUUGGGGGUUGGGAUGGUGUCUUGCUCUUGAGGGUGGCUCCCUACUGGAAGGAGGUAGAGUUGCUCUGAGGCGCUUCUUCCAGCCCAACAAGACAGUGAAAGGGAUGAAUAGCAAAGGGAAGAGGAGAGUUUUUUAAAAAAAGAAAGGAAAAUUGUUUUUCCUUCAACGUUUUCAUCAUAAUCUGCAGUAAUGGAUGCUGUUGCUGUUGGGAGAAUUUCUUCACAGCCACUAAAUAUGUGCUUGGCAGGAAGGAAAAUUGUUUUUUCUUCAACGUUUUCAUCAUAAUCUGCAGUAAUGGAUGCAUAAUGCUGUUGGGAGAAUUUCUUCACAGCCACUAAAUAUGUGCUUGGCAGGGAGCUGGAGUGGUGGGGAAUCCCAGAAGAUGGAAUAAGUAUAGAAGGAGGGAACAAGCUCAAAGGCAAGGAAUCUCCAUCUUGGUCGAUCCCUUAGCUCCGGCACAAGUUUCUUCAUGGGCGGCUAACGUCUCUCUUAGGCAAAAGAAGAACCCAGAACUCCCACCUGAUAUUAGCUGAAGGAGGCUCUGGGAGACCCUGAUGCUUGGGGCACUCACAUUUCUCCCCUAUCUCAUUACAGAACGAAACCGAAGGACAGCGUGUAUAUCCAUGAUCCUGAGAACAGCAGCGAAGACUCCAAUGUCGCCCUGGAAAAGCUCCGUGACGUGAUUGCCCAGUGCAUCCUGCCACAGGCUGGUAAAGGUCGCAGAUUUUAAGACAAGCUGUGUUUGUGGGAGAGGGAGUUGGUGGGAGGGCCGCAGGUUGCCUGUGCUUUUGAACCGUUUUUACAACAGCCACAGUUUGCACGUCACACUGGUUUACAGCAGCAUGGAAGCAUAACGGUACACGCAGGUCCCACUUACCGAAAACAGUGCAUUCCCUGGAAAUCAUUGGCUAGGCAAGCGUUUGCCUAAUGAGUCCAUGAUUUCCAUUACGAUACGAUACGAUAUGAUACAAUACAAUACAAUACAAUACAAUACAAUACAAUACAAUACAAUACAAUAAUCUUUAUUGUCAUUGUCCCAUACAGAACAACGAAAUUGAAAAAUCGACAUAAGACAUUCAAAACCCAACAAGCCUGCUAUCCCAGCUAUCCCAACCUGGUUAGGCCCCUAAAAACUAUGAUACCCCAUUUUAAAAUACAAUAUACUCCCAUAGAGACUCCUUACACUGCGUUUAAAACCAAAAUCGCAUUUGGGUAGAAACUGUUUCUCAGGCGGCUAGUCCUAGUCUUUAUAACCCUGUACCUUCUUCCAGAAGGCAGAAGCUGAAAGAGAUCAUUUACGGGGUGCGUACUAUCCUGCGCUAACUCUCCAGCUUUCUUAUGGGACCUGGAAGCAUAGAUUUGAUUCAAGGUGGGAAGAGUGCACCCAGUUAUUCUCUCCGCAGUCUUUACAACCCUGGACAUCAUUGUUUUUUCCCUGACCGUGCAGCUCCCAAACCACACACACAGACCAUAAGUUAAUACAGUCUCCACAGUACAAUGGUAAAAUGCCAUCAACAGGUCCUUUGAGAGAUUUCCAUUGUUUCCUAUGGGAACAUUUCUAAUCCAUGAUCUCUCCCACCCCCUUUCUCACCAUGGUUUCUUCCUAAAAUGGCUGCAGCCAACCAGCAAGAAAGAGAGACAAAGGAAAAACAGAUUUGUCUUAUCUCUCCUGCUCCCUGAUUUGUUUGCUCUCGCUCUCUGCUCCCUCUCUCUGUGGUUUCUGCACCAAAAUAGGUGCCUUUGAUCAGCAAACGACAAACAAGUACAGAAGUGGGCAAGCUGUGGCUGUUUGAAUAUCUGAAUCUGAAGAUUUGGGCAUCGUUCUUUGUGUUUGGAUAAGCGAAUAUGCGGAUAACAAACGGGCUGAUAGGGGGACCUACGUGUAUAAUAUCUCACAACACAGCCAGAGUAACAGUGCGGCAGAACAUUUACUGGAACAAGCUAACAAAAACAGGGAAAUUUAAAAUGUCUGUGUGAGGGAUAACACUGAAGUUACCAGGUGGGCUUCCUUCAAAACAACAUUUCAUAACCGGGGCACCACAGCUGAAAACUUCCACCCCCUGUUGAUUGUAUUGUCUUUAUCUAGAAAUGGAGCUCUCAUUACUGAGUGUUCACACAUUAAAAUUUUCUCUCUGUUUGAUGUGUGUAUCUGCUGUAAGGACAGCCGUGUCUGGCCCAGUGACCUUACCAAAGGCCUAGACUGGCCCUAUAGCCUGAAUUAUCCCUCUGUCUCCCUCUACUGGCCACUUACCAUUUCGCCACCACUGACAUGCAAUUAAUACUGGUUUCUAGACUUUCCCAGCAUUCUGCUCUGGGAGUAGAACUGAAAAAUAAUGCAUAUUUUACGUCCCACUUUUCUGCCUUCAAAAACAAAAAGGCAGCUAACAAAAUGUUUUUUUAGAAAGCCAUUAAAGCAAGUAAAUGUAGCAAGACCUCUGGCUAUAGGGUGGUAUAGAAAUUCAAUGAAUAAUGAUAAUAAAAUACUACUUUUACAUGCGGUGAGAUAUGCUUGCCUUGGAAUCCACCCAGAGCAGAACACAGGUAGUUAAACAUAUAUUUAAUUCAGGAGUGUAACAGUCAGAACAAGCAGCCUUUAUAUCUUGCGCUAACGUUGUAGUUCUAGUUUUCUGAUCUAGCAUAACUUAAGAUCCAUAAUGGCUAUUAUAAUAUAUCCCUCAUCUCAUUUCUCUCUCUGUGUGUGUGUCCUUCACAGCCACUCUCUCCCCCCUCACUGUCAUUUCCCCAACAGACAGACUUAUCUGCCAGCCUCAGUCCCCACAAGGCUCCAUUCCAUUCCCCUCCUGUCAAAUCAUUUCCUCACUUGCUCUUCUGUCACAGCAGCUCUUAGCCACGUGUUGGAAGGCUGCCACCAACAGGACCAGGCAGGCCUUGUCCUGGGAGCAUUGCAUGACAGGCGCAGUGAUUGAAAAGGCCUUCUGUGAAUAGCCACAUGGCCUGGUGCUUCCAGGUUAUCCAGAAAAACCAAGGGCACCUUUCUUUAUGGUUCUUGCCCUCCUGCCUGCACAUCCUUAUAAAAUCUUGAUGCUAGGCUGGUGACUUUCUGAGCGGAGGCCCUCGUUCUUUGGAAUUUGCCAUGAGGAUUUCAGGCCAAGCUCCUCCACUCCCGGCAUUUAGGCACCUUGUCAAAAUGCACAUCUUAGGCGUCUUCUUUACAUUACUAGUUCUGAUCUGAUUUUAACUGUUGUUUUGUUGCUGAUUUAGUAUUUUAAACUGCAGGUCGUAAGCUGGUUAAAUAAAAAUGGGCCCUUCUUCCACUACCUCCUUUUCACUUAUUCCCACAGUAAAACCGGUGAUGAAAGCAAGAAUAGCGGUAACUACUGUCCCAUCCCACCUGCCUUUUCACUCCAUGUUGAGCAGCUGCGGAGGUGGGCAAGCACUGCAAAGGGAUGGGAAAGAGCAAAAAACAAACCGGGGAAUAAAAAAAGAACUGUAAAAAUCCAUACAGAAAAGAAAAGUCAGCUCCAGAAACGGGCAAGUUCCUAGUGCGUUUCUGCUUUAUCUUUACAAACUGGCAAGCGCAGCUCAGCCUAGUUAAGUUAACUAUAGCAAUUAUUAUUAUUAUUACAUAUUUAUACCCCGCCUUGCUCCCAAGUUGGGACUCAGUGCGGCUCACAACAUUAUAAAAUACAAAGUAAUAAAAACAAACUAGUUCAGAACAAUGACUGAAAUAUAUCUAAACCCAUUUAAAAACCAACCAUUAAAGUACAGUUUGUCCUCACAGUGGCCCAGUGGUCAGCAUCAUCUUGGUUUCCAAAGGCCUGUCUGAAUAAGAAGGCCUUAGCCCUGCUGGCAGCAGGAUAAUUAAGAUGGAGCAAAUCUAACCUCUCUUGGCUUUGUUGGAUUAAUUGUACCUCUCAGGUAGCGUCACUGGAUUACGUUUAUGAAGGAGCAAAUAGGAGUACUUUCCUUUGACAGGCACUUACUCAAAAAUGGACUUGGAACUUAACAGGUUUUGGAUUGUGGCUUUUCUGGAUGGCAAGGGCCCUCCCCACUGCAAACAACCAAUGCACCCCCCAGUAUUCCCUCUCCUGAAUGCCUCUUAUGUGUUUUCAGUUAAGAUGGGGCAAAGUUGUGGGACUUCUGCAGACAUCAGAGUUACAAGAUCUGUGGCCUUGUGCGUUCCCCCGCCCAUUGAAGACCCCCCCUGCACUUUUAUUUUGGGGAUGAACCGCAGAACAUUUGAUACAUCUGCACUGCUGUGGGGUGGGGGUACAGUUGCCCUUCUCCUCCCGUCUGUGCAGCCUUGGCGAGGGCUGUGAGGGACCCUCCUGUGACGCUUUUCCCAUUCUGAAACAGGUGAGAACGAAGACGAGAAGCUGAACGAGGUGAUGCUGGAAGCCUGGAAAUAUAACAGGGAGUGUAAAUUGUUGCGAGACACGCUGCAGACCUUCAGCUGGAAUGGUAAAUAUUUCUUGGCAUUAAAAAAGUGCAGGGAGCCCAGCCUCAAGAGGCCUUAAGCACAGCUGAGCAUCCCUUCUUCCCCAGUGUGCUGUAGUGGUUAAGAGCAGUGGACUCGUAAUCUGGGGAACCGGGUUCGCGUCUCCACUCCUCCACAUGCAGCUGCUGGGUGACCUUGGGCCAGUCACACUUCUCUGAAGUCUCUCAGCCCCACUCACCUCACAGAGUGUUUGUUGUGGGGGAGGAAGGGAAAAGGAGAAUGUUAGCUGCUUUGAGACUGCUGAAGGGGAGUGAAAGGCAGGAUAUCAAAUCCAAACUCCUCUUCUUCUUCUCUCUGGUUUCCCCGGCCUUGAUAUCACCUCCACUCGACAUAAUCUGUCUCAUGGAGUUGUGAAAAUAAAGAGGGACGUUCCGUGUAUGCACUCUUGAGCUCCUUGGAGGUCAGUCAGGAUGCAAAUGUGAUAACAAGAGUCGUGUGAAGCUGCAGCUCUCUGUCCAUGCUCAGUGAUGGCUCUGUUAUCGCCGUACUGAACUGUUUGCAAAAAAACACUUGCCAGCUUUUGUUAACUUCAGGAACUGUUGCAAAGGCUGAAAAGGGGCCCUCCUUCAAGUUCUGCUUGGGACCAAGAGGCGAGGACCUCCUCUGACUUGAUUCUUUGUCUGGCCUAUGGUUGCAUACACACAUAAUUCUAAGCCGUGGUUUGUUUUAACCAUUUGCUCAGUAAACCACAAGUCACCCUUCAUAUAGGCAAAGAAAUCACAGCUGCUUAGCAGCUGCUGUUGCCUUGUGCUUCUGUAGCUUGGUAUCUGGAGUGGGGUGGCUAAGCAAACCAUGGUCAACCAGGGCUGUUCAGUUCAGACACAGUGCCAAACCAUAGUUAAAACCAGCCACAGUUUGUAAGCCAGCAAAAAACCAUUGCUUCACAUUUUGGUUUGUUGCCAGGAGGCAAGCCAUGGUUUCAUGUCGUAUUUGAACUAAGCCAAUGAAUGCAUUUGAUAGUGUCUGUCUUUUUCCCCAUUUCACCAGUUUGGGACUAACCAAGGUCAUGUCUUCUAUUUUAGGCAGAGGAUUCACAGACAAAGUGGACCGACUAAAACUUGCAGAAAUUGUGAAACAAGUUAUUGAAGAACAGACAAACUCCCAUGACUCUCAGUAG
Podarcis lilfordi (Lilford's wall lizard) is the source of this 17719-nucleotide messenger RNA. The record is from the annotation of a GenBank genome assembly. Lineage: Eukaryota; Metazoa; Chordata; Lepidosauria; Squamata; Lacertidae.